Ruditapes philippinarum (Manila clam) is the source of this 1077-nucleotide messenger RNA. RefSeq lists its product as uncharacterized. The coding region runs from base 1 to 1077 and encodes 358 amino acids. The record is from RefSeq and is a predicted model, not a curated record. The transcript has 2 exons. Lineage: Eukaryota; Metazoa; Mollusca; Bivalvia; Venerida; Veneridae.
AUGGUCCUCAUGCAGACAGCUAGGACAGAAAUCUUGAAUUCUCAUAAUGAUAAACGAGCUAAAGUGCGAAUCUUAUUAGACUGUGGAUCACAAAGAACAUAUAUUACGGAAAAACUAGCAGAAAAACUAAAGUUAAAAAAGGAAAAGAUGGAAGAAAUUAAGUUGGUAACCUUUGGUAGCAAAGAUGUAAAGACAGUUCACACACAUUCGACAGCGUUACAGCUAAAAUUAAAGAAACAUAUGAGAAACGACUUCUAUCUUGAUAUUGUUCUCCCACAAAGAAUAGAAAUUCAAUCUGGAUUAUAUCUACUUGCAUCCAAGUUAGGCUGGCUACUUACAGGAAGAACUGAUGAAAACUCUGUCGAAACUGGAAGUGAAACAAAUUUGUUGAUUUUAACAUACGGAGAUUGCCAGACUACAACAAAAAUAUUUCAAUCUACUGAUUCUUCGCUUCUUUUGAAACCAGAACUUGUAGAUCUUUGGAAUACAGAAGCCAUAGGUGUAGUUGAAAAUAAAGAGACAUCUGAAGACAAAGAGGUCAUGGAAGGUUUCAAAGAUACUUUGAAAUUUGAAAACGGAAGAUAUUAUGUCACCUGGCCGUGGAAAGAAGAGAGAAAGGAAUUGUUGCCAGUUAAUAAAGAAUUGUCAUUCGGACGGUUAAAAUCGUGUGUCAAAAGGUUAAGAAACAAACCAGAACUGUUGGAGAAAUAUGAUUCUAUUAUUCAGGAGCAAUUAAGUAAAGGUAUUAUAGAAGAAGUGAAUGAUACCAAAGGUGAUUUGAUACAUUAUAUACCACAUCAUGCAGUGAUAAAUCCACAAAAAUCAACAAAGGUACGAGUAGUUUAUGAUGCUUCAUCAAAAUGUAAACCAGAAUAUAGCAGUUUAAACGAAUGUUUACAUCGAGGACCAGUGAUGCAUCAUGAUUUAUGUGGACUUUUGAUGAGAUUCCGCCUACACAAAAUAGCUAUUAUAGCAGACAUCGAAAAGGCAUUUUUACAAAUAGGUUUGCAAGCAAGUGAACGUGACGUGACAAGAUUUCUGUGGUUAAAAUCAUGUGAAAACCAAGUACUGACUUGA